This is a messenger RNA of Pungitius pungitius (ninespine stickleback), 3623 nucleotides long. RefSeq names its product integrin beta-1-like. Gene Ontology annotation, molecular function: integrin binding; laminin binding; fibronectin binding. Gene Ontology annotation, cellular component: focal adhesion; cell surface; integrin complex. The record is from RefSeq and is a predicted model, not a curated record. The transcript is spliced from 17 exons. Lineage: Eukaryota; Metazoa; Chordata; Actinopteri; Perciformes; Gasterosteidae. The coding region runs from base 382 to 2793 and encodes 803 amino acids. Gene Ontology annotation, biological process: cell-matrix adhesion; cell migration; integrin-mediated signaling pathway.
UAGGCGGGGUCUAAAUUGGCAAGAAGACGCUCGUUGGCCCGGGCCACUAACACACAAAAAAGAAGGGAAAAAAAGAGUCGACCGAGCAGCAGCACCGCGCUGUAACGUGUUCGGGCGAACCGGUCGACUGUUAAUAUCCUCCAUGUUAGUAAAUGGUGGUGGUCGGUAAAGCACCGUCAGCCGUUAACGUGUGUUGGUGAGCGGGACCGCGAGGCGCGGCACGCGCUGUCGACUAAAACAAAGCGGACCCUUACGACACUUUCCAGCGGACGGUCGGUCCUCGGUUCGGUAGCCGUCUUUAUUUCUUUGAAAGAGAACCGUUUUUUUCGGGCUGAUGUUACUCUAAAUCAACGGAAACGCCGGUUUAGCAUCAACAACGAGAUGGCUGUGCGGUUACUUUUGAUAGCGUCUUUGUUAGCGGUCCUCUGCAGCAGCUUCGCACAGCAAGAGGGGAGCAUAUGCAUCAAGGCCAACGCGCAGUCAUGCGGGGAAUGCAUCCAGGUCGCAGAGACGUGCGGAUGGUGUGCAGACGAAACGUUUCUCACGGUGGGCGAAUCAAAGUCGGCCCGCUGCGACGAUCUGGAGUCCCUGAAGAAGAGAGGUUGUUCCUUGACCAAAAUUGAGAACCCACGAGGAGGCAUCCAAAUCAACAAGAACAAGCCCGUCACCAACCGCAAGAAGGACGUGGCCGAGAAGCUGACUCCAGAGCAGAUCACCCAGAUCCAGCCCCAGAAGCUCACCCUGACUCUGCGAUCGGGUGAACCGCAGACCUUUGAGCUCAAGUUCAAGCGAGCUGAGGACUACCCCAUCGACCUCUACUACCUCAUGGACCUCUCCUUCUCCAUGAAAGACGAUUUGGAAAACGUCAAGAACCUGGGCACGGACCUGAUGAGGGAGAUGCAGGGCAUCACCUCGGACUUCAGGAUCGGCUUCGGCUCCUUUGUGGAGAAGACGGUGAUGCCGUACAUCAGCACCACUCCAGCCAGGCUCAUCAACCCCUGCACGGGGAACCAGAACUGCACCAGCCCCUUCAGCUACAAGAACGUCCUGAAGCUCACGGACAAGGGCGACGAGUUCAAUCGCCUGGUCAGUCAGCAGCAGAUCUCCGGCAACCUGGACUCUCCAGAGGGAGGCUUCGACGCCAUCAUGCAGGUGGCGGUCUGCGAGAACCAAAUCGGCUGGAGGAACGUGACUCGCCUGCUGGUGUUUUCCACCGACGCAGGAUUCCACUUCGCCGGAGACGGCAAGCUGGGCGGCAUCGUCCUGCCCAACGAUGGCAGGUGUCACCUGGAGAACAACAUUUACACCAUGAGCCACUACUACGACUACCCAUCCAUCGCCCAUCUGGUGCAGAAGCUGAGUGAUCACAACAUUCAGACCAUCUUUGCCGUCACCGAGGAGUUCCAGCCUGUUUACAAAGAGUUGAAAAAUCUCAUCCCUAAAUCUGCCGUCGGGACGCUGUCCUCCAACUCGAGCAACGUCAUCAAACUCAUCAUUGAUGCUUACAACUCUUUGUCGUCUGAGGUGAUCCUCGAAAACGGCCGGCUGCCGGAGGGAGUCUCCAUCACCUACAAGUCCAUCUGUAAGAACGGCGUGGAGGGAACGGGGGAGAACGGCAGGAAGUGCUCCAACAUCUCCAUCGGAGACGAGGUGUCGUUCCACAUUUCCGUAGAAUCCCAGAAGUGUCCGUCGCACGGCAAGCCCGAGGUCAUUAAGAUCAAACCUCUGGGCUUCACCGAGGAGGUGGAGGUCGCCCUCACGUUCCUCUGCGACUGUGAAUGCGCCAAAGACGGAGACGCCAACAGCAAGCAGUGCUCCGACGGCAACGGCACCUUUGAGUGCGGAGCCUGCAAGUGCAACGACGGCCGCAUCGGGCGCCUCUGCGAGUGCAGCAAGGACGAGGUGCGGACGGAAGACCUGGACGCCAACUGCCGAAAAGACAACGGCACGGACAUCUGCAGCAACAACGGCGACUGCGUGUGCGGCACGUGCGAAUGCAAGAAGCGGGAGAACCUCGCCGAGAUCUACUCCGGGAAGUACUGCGAGUGCGACAACUUCAACUGCGACCGCUCCAACAACAAGCUCUGCGGAGGACACGGCCGCUGCGACUGCAGGAAGUGCAUCUGCGACGCCAACUACACCGGCAGCGCCUGCGACUGCUCCCUGGAGACGGCCACCUGCCUCGCCAAGAACGGCCAGAUCUGCAACGGACGCGGCACCUGUGAGUGCGGCGCCUGCAAAUGCACCAACCCCAAAUUCCAGGGUCCGACCUGCGAGAUCUGCCCCACCUGCCCCGGCGUCUGCCCCGAGCACAAGGACUGCGUGCAGUGUCAGGCGUUCAAGGCCGGCGAGAAGAAGGACACGUGCGAGCGCGACUGCAGCUACUUCACGCUGUUCAAGGUGAAGGAUCGCGACAAGCUGCCGCAGCCCGCCGACCAGAGCUACCCCCUGAGCCACUGCAAGGAGCGGGACGCCAACGACUGCUGGUUCUACUACACCUACGCCAUCAGGAACGACACCAAGGAGGUGUACGUGGUGGAGACGCUGGAGUGCCCGGCGGGUCCCGACAUCAUCCCCAUCGUGGCCGGCGUGGUGGCCGGCAUCGUGCUGAUCGGCCUCGCCCUGCUGCUCAUCUGGAAGCUGCUCAUGAUCAUCCACGACCGCCGAGAGUUCGCCAAGUUUGAGAAGGAGAAGAUGAACGCCAAGUGGGACACGCAAGGAAACCCCAUUUACAAGAGUCCCAUUAACCAGUUCCAGAAUCCCAGCUAUGGGAAUAAAGGAGCUUCUCUUUAGGUCAAAGUUCAUACUGGCGGGGGAGAAUCCCAUCUACAAGAGCGCCGUAACAACUGUCGUCAAUCCAAAGUACGAAGGCAAAUGAUGGAGCUGUGCCUUCCUUGUGACAACACUGUAUGGAAAGAAUAUGGGCGGGGAGGGGGGGGUUAUAAUGCUCUCACUGUUUUUUUUUUUUUAUUUUGUUGUAGUCACAAAAACGAUAGCAAUGCAUUUUGCCACUAUUUCAGUUUUUUUUACUAACUUUUUAAAAAUGUUUUAUGCAUCAUCUGACUUUGUACAGUCUGUGUAAAUGUGGAGUUUUUAUUCUUUUUUUUGUCUCUAUGGAAGUUGUGUCUUUGCGAUUCGUAGUUUUCCCGCCACGGAACCAGCAAAGUUCAGAGAGCCCAGCUGUGCCUUCCUCUAAAAACUAGGAACCAUCAAGCCAUCAGUGUUCUUUUGUUAAGGUUGACUUGGAGGUUGCUAACUGGCAACAAAUGACUGGUUUCUUUCCAAAUAACUAAGUACAGUGUUGUUUGUGGCAAUCGAACAGUCAAAUGUUUGUAACACACAGCUGUGAUUGUGUCCUCAUCAUUUUGACCCAGUAAGUGUGUUUGUAGGGUAUGGAUUGUUCUGUCCGUAAUUUCACUCAACUCUUGAUCAACUAUUUUUUAAUUAUUUUUUUUUUAAAGAUAAAUAAAUGACAUGUCAUUUAGUUGUAAAGAUCAGGGGGAUUGGAAUUAUUUUUAAAACAAAAGGUAACACCAUUGUUUUUAAGUGCCUUUUAAAAAAAAAACCAUUUGCAAUUCUGUAUUUCUGAAAUUAUUUAUUGAAUAAACAUUGAAAACACCCCA